ACAUCAAAACUCAAAACCCUAAAGCGCCGUAGCAGUAGGUUUAUAUCUUCUUAGUUUCUUCUCUGUGCAUCGUCCACCCAGUAUCCUCAACCAUGGCCGUCGGGAAGAACAAGCGGAUCUCUAAGGGAAGAAAGGGAGGCAAGAAGAAGAUUGUUGAUCCUUUCUCCAAGAAGGAUUGGUAUGAUAUCAAGGCUCCCUCUCUCUUCACUCAGAGAAAUGUCGGAAAGACACUUGUUUCCAGAACUCAGGGUACCAAGAUUGCAUCAGAGGGUCUGAAACACAGAGUUUUCGAGGUUUCCCUUGCUGAUCUCAACAAGGAUGAGGACCAAGCUUACAGGAAGAUCCGUCUCAGAGCCGAAGAUGUCCAGGGAAGGAACAUCUUGACCCAGUUCUGGGGUAUGGACUUCACAACCGACAAGCUCAGGUCCUUGGUUAAAAAGUGGCAGACUUUGAUCGAGUCUCAUGUCGAUGUUAAGACCACCGAUAACUACACCCUCAGGCUAUUCUGCAUCGCCUUCACCAAGAGACGUGCUAACCAAGUCAAGAGAACUUGCUACGCUCAAUCCAGCCAGAUCCGUCAGAUCCGCAGCAAGAUGAGGGAGAUCAUGAUCAAGGAAGCCUCCUCUUGUGACCUCAAGGAGCUUGUUGCCAAGUUUAUUCCAGAAUCUAUCGGAAAGGAUAUUGAGAAGGCAACUCAGGGCAUCUACCCUCUUCAGAAUGUCUUCAUCCGCAAAGUCAAGAUCCUCAAGGCUCCCAAAUUCGACCUUGGAAAGCUCAUGGAGGUUCACGGAGACUACACAGCAGAGGAUGUCGGUGUGAAGGUAGACAGGCCGGCUGAUGAGAUUGUCGAGGAACCAACUGAGAUUAUUGGAGCUUAAGAGAGGGUUUUUGAAGAAAUGUCAAAACUGAGAGAUCGUUUUUUCAUCUAAAACUUUUUAGUAUCUUUAUUGUUUUGUCCUCUCUUCACACUCGUUUGAUUCCCCAGCUUCUUUUUGGUGUAUUGAUGACUUUUUUAGUAUGAACUUGCGAGUUUUGGAUAAUUUAUGCAAAACGAUUUUUCUCAAA
Molecule: messenger RNA, 1065 nt
Organism: Raphanus sativus (radish)
Lineage: Eukaryota; Viridiplantae; Streptophyta; Magnoliopsida; Brassicales; Brassicaceae
Product: 40S ribosomal protein S3a
Exons: 7
Coding region: 93-878 (261 amino acids)
Biological process (GO): translation
Cellular component (GO): cytosol; ribosome
Molecular function (GO): structural constituent of ribosome
Source: RefSeq, a predicted model, not a curated record